AUUCAUUCUUUUUGUGUGCAGAGUAUUUCCUGAAACCAUGAAGAGAAAUUUCCCUGAGAAUUCGAGCCGGACCACAGCAGGCUGCCUUCCUGUCCCGUUGUUCAACCAGAGAAAAAGGUCCCGGCAGCCGCUCACAUCCAACCCACUUCAAAACGAGCUCGGUUCCAACAACAAUGCCGAUAAUUUCGAUUUUUCCGCCAUGCUGGCAGAUUUUGGAUGGGAAAGCACCAAGCCGGAACCGACUCCGUUGCAGAAAACCACAAGAUGUGAAAAUGCCCCAAAGUCGAGUGCGUCACAGGCAGGGCGGAACUGGAGGCCGGAGGAGAACAGCUCCAGCGCAAACUUUUGGAAACGGAGCGACUUUUCUCCGGCUUUUGGGAGAGGAACAGAAAGCAGGCAGAGUUCGUGGCCCGAGACCAAGUCAGGUUGCUGGAAGGGAAGUGGACCAAAACAGCUCAAGCUGGCUGGGAAUCCCAAGGCUUUGCCCCAAAGCAGCAACAAGGCAGGACCGGUGGCCAAAAGUGGUUCGUCCGCAUCCUCCGUGCCGAGAGGUGCACCGUACUCCUUUAAGCCCAACCCUUGCCGACAGGAAGCAAUUGAGAAAACAGACAAGCCCAUGCUUCCAGAUGACAACACUGCGCAGAAAGGGCCGGGGCCUUACGCCAAGCUGAAAGAAAAAGGCACCUCUCUGAGAAUCCUCUCUGCCGUCAUCGAAAGUAUGAAGCACUGGAGCCAGUUUGCUGAAAAAACCCCACUGCUCUUUGAGGUUUUGGGUGUCCUGGAUUCUGCGGUUACCCCUGGGCCAUAUGGUGCAAAGAAUUUCCUUUUGCGUGAUGGGAAGGAGAGCGUGCCGUGCGUCUUCUAUGAAAUUGAUCGGGACCUCCCGAGGCUGAUCCGGGGCCGGGUCCACCGCUGCAUGGGGAACUACGACGCCAAGAGGAAGCUCCUGCGCUGCGUCUCGGUGCGCCCGGCCACCGCGGACGAGGAGCACACUUUCCAGGACUUUGUCCAUGCCGCGGACCUCGAGAUGGGCAAAUACGAGAAAAUGAGCCGCGAAGUGUAGGCGGCUCAAACGCCCGAAGUUGUUCCAGCAACACGAAUUGAAACGACCACCCAAGACUUCCUGUUAGCAUCCUUGUUAUGUGCUACCUUAAAAAUAAACUAAUC
Molecule: messenger RNA, 1167 nt
Organism: Anolis sagrei ordinatus
Lineage: Eukaryota; Metazoa; Chordata; Lepidosauria; Squamata; Anolidae
Source: RefSeq, a predicted model, not a curated record